Molecule: messenger RNA, 1050 nt
Organism: Bombina bombina (fire-bellied toad)
Lineage: Eukaryota; Metazoa; Chordata; Amphibia; Anura; Bombinatoridae
Product: prolactin-releasing peptide receptor-like
Exons: 2
Coding region: 1-1050 (349 amino acids)
Biological process (GO): G protein-coupled receptor signaling pathway
Cellular component (GO): plasma membrane; neuron projection
Molecular function (GO): neuropeptide binding; neuropeptide Y receptor activity
Source: RefSeq, a predicted model, not a curated record
AUGGAGGACACAGGAAGAUGGAGCUAUGAACCAGCCAAUCUAACGAUUUACAUGGUCAAUCCAAACAUCUCUAACUCCACUUCUCAGUUCAUAGGGGUCCAGCUCAUCCAGUCCUACAAACCCCUCAUCAUACCUUGCUACACCCUGGUGGUAUUGAUAGGAAUUUUUGGGAACUACUUGCUUCUGUAUGUCAUCUGCAGGACAAGGAAGAUGCAUAAUGUUACCAACUUUUUUAUUGGAAAUUUGGCUUUUUCAGAUAUGCUGAUGUGUGCCACUUGUGUCCCCUUCACACUGGCAUAUGCAUUUAACCAUCAAGGAUGGGUGUUUGGCAAGUUCAUGUGUUACUUUGUGUUCCUUAUGCAGCCAGUAACUGUCUAUGUAUCUGUUUUCACCCUGACAGCAAUUGCAGUGGACAGGUACUAUGCAACAGUGCACCCACUGAAGAAAAGGAUUUCUGUGACUACCUGCGUGUAUGUCUUGGGUGGCAUCUGGCUUCUAUCAUGUGCACUAGUAGGUCCUGCAAUUGCGCACACAUAUCAUGUGGAGUUUCAGCAGGAAGGAUUCACUAUUUGUGAAGAAUUCUGGGUAGGCAAAGAGACAGAAAGGCUGGCCUAUGCCUAUAGCACCCUCAUCAUUACUUACAUCCUUCCCCUCUCUGCUGUAACACUUUCCUAUAUCUGUAUCACUGUGAAGCUUAAGAACAGAGUUGUCCCUGGACAUCCCACACAGAGCCAGGCUGAGUUUGACAGACAUCGCAAGAGGAAAAUCUUUAGACUCAUUGUGUUGGUGGUAAUGGCCUUUGGUAUAUGCUGGCUGCCUAUACAUGUUUUCAACAUUGUAAGAGACAUUGAUAUCAACCUGAUUAACAAGCAUUACUUCUUGCUCAUCCAGCUGCUCUGUCACUGGUUUGCCAUGAGUUCCUCUUGCUGCAACCCGUUCCUGUAUGCCUGGCUCCAUGACCGAUUUCGUAGUGAAUUAAAAAAGAUGUUCACCUUCAAACGCAAGAUCAUGCCUACUAACAACUGUGUAGCGGUCAGUGUAAUGCUAUGA